GUUGCCAUGUGGAAACUUACUCCUGCUCUUCAAUUAUAUGAGGCUUCUUAUAGGCUCCGGCUUUUCCUGAUACUUGAGGAAAAAAAAACAUAUAUUUAUUGAUGAUGGAAGAAGAGCAAAGCCAAAGAGAGACAGAGACACAGAGCCUGUAUCAGAGAGUAAAUUGGUGAAGUGGAUUGAAACAAUUACGCCAUGGAGUCUCCUAGGAACCAUGGAGGCUCUGAGGAGGAGGAAUACAGCAGUUGUGAGUCAGGGUGGACUAUGUACAUAGAAGACGCCUUCCAUGGAAAUGACCAUUCUUCCGUUGUUGUUGAUGAGGAUGAUGAUGGUGACAUCGAUGAUGAUUCACAGGUAAAGGAGGCUGAUGGUGGUGAUAGUAGUGAUGACGGUGGUGAUGAGGAGAGUGAUGAUUCGAUGGCUUCUGAUGCAUCUUCGGGACCAAGCAAUCAACUUCCAAGGAACAUCAACAAGCAUGCAGCUAGGAAGAAUGGUUCUAAACAAGUAUACCUUCAAAAACGGCAACACAUACAGAAAACAUUAAGCAACGAAGGAGAAAAAUCAGAGCUCAAAGCUAGAACAAGGACAAGUGCAGCUAGUCGUGUCCAGAGUAAAGGCAAGGUGAACAAAACCAAAUAGUACUCAUGCUGUAUAAGAGAAGAAGAUAUAGGGGUUCAA
Eutrema salsugineum is the source of this 675-nucleotide messenger RNA. RefSeq lists its product as uncharacterized. The coding region runs from base 193 to 636 and encodes 147 amino acids. Gene Ontology annotation, biological process: cytokinin biosynthetic process. The transcript has 2 exons. NCBI's taxonomy places the organism in Eukaryota, Viridiplantae, Streptophyta, Magnoliopsida, Brassicales, Brassicaceae. The record is from RefSeq and is a predicted model, not a curated record.